AUGCAUAAUCAUCAAGAUGCGAUUUCAAAAUAUAUGUAUUCUGAUGAUUCUCAUUAUAAAUAUAAUCAAAAUUAAGCUUAUAGACUACAAAAUUAAGGAAUGAUACAACAAGAAUAGUAAUAAAUGGAAUUCCAAAAAUAAAAAUAUUAAAAUAUCGAAUAGUAGGAAGCCUUAAUUUAAUAUUAUGUUUAUGAAGACUUUUAAAAUUUGAUCAAUCUAUUAUAUUCAUAUUAAGUUGUCAAAAGGCAUUUUAAAAGUCAACCUAGGCAUCCUGCCAUAAUUUUAAGCAAGAAUAAAAUAAUGCUACAAUUAAGUAUUUCAAAUUCAAUUCAUUCUGAUUUAUACUAAACUAAUAAAAGUUAUUAAGAUCAAAAUAUUUUAAAAAAAGAAAAGGAGAACGUUAAAAGUAUGAUAAAGAAAAUGAGGAACGAUAUUUAAAAUAAUGAUUUAGAUAAAGAAAGUGAAGCCUACUUAGAAUUAUAUAUUAAAUAUUCUAUGGGGGAUCACAUUGAAUUCAAGUAAUUUGAAUUAUAAAAAAUGAAUUAGGAUUAUAAUUUCAAUCAAGGUGUGUUAGACAAAAUUUUCCCUUAAAUUUCUUAUGUGGAUGAGCAAAUUAAAAGUUUAAGAUAAAGAAAGUACUAUAAUAUUCCUUCAGUAUAGUAGAUAAAAAUUAAAGCUCAGGAAUAUGAAAGACUGACUGAAAAUAAAUUAUUAAUUAAUUAUCCAUUAAAUAAUUACAAUUACAGAAGUCCUUAGAAAUAAGAUUAUCACAACUUUUAAUUAGAAAAUCCAAAAUAUUAAUUCAAUUAAUUUACAAACAUAAGCUAAUCUUUAAUUUCUAGUAGUUCUCAAACUUAAAAAAAAUAAUAAUAUUGA
This is a messenger RNA of Paramecium tetraurelia, 876 nucleotides long. RefSeq lists its product as uncharacterized. The record is from RefSeq and is a predicted model, not a curated record. Lineage: Eukaryota; Ciliophora; Oligohymenophorea; Peniculida; Parameciidae. The transcript is spliced from 2 exons.